Molecule: messenger RNA, 318 nt
Organism: Monosiga brevicollis MX1
Lineage: Eukaryota; Choanoflagellata; Craspedida; Salpingoecidae
Exons: 1
Molecular function (GO): antioxidant activity; oxidoreductase activity
Source: RefSeq, a predicted model, not a curated record
GGCGCCGUUGUGUGCGUGGAGUGUUGGGCCACAUGGUGCGGCCCAUGCCGACAGAUGUUUCCCCACAUGUCUGAGCUGGCGCGCAAGUAUCGCGCGCGUGGCUUCAAGGUCAUUGGUGUGACGCAGGAGCCCAUGUCGGCCAAUCUGAAGCAGUUUGUUGCCAGCCAGGGCAACAACAUGGACUAUUCUGUGGCUGUCGAUGGCGACGGUGAUGUGCAGGAAAAGCUGAUGAUGCCGGCUGGAGCUCGAGGCAUUCCCCAUGCUUUUCUAAUUGAUUCGCAAGGCAUCAUCCGCUUCUCGGGCCACCCAGCCGAGCCC